AUGUUGAUAAUAUUUCCAAAUGCAUGUUAUAUAAACUUUGUCCGGUUGUAUAUUAGCCCAAUCUUCAUCCUCCUCAAGAAACCGUAUUGUAUUCGAACGUUGAAUGCCGUGAAACAAUUAUGGGUUGCGAAGUUACAUCGGUCAACAACAACAAUAGCAACAACGAGAAAGACAACGACAACAACAACAACAAAAAAGACGAGGACACUGCCGCCACAUUCAGUACGUGUUACUGCGCCAGAAACUGUUAAAGCAAUGGGUUUCACGGGUAUGACAGACGGUGUGGCCAUGUUGACACGUGCCAAAGAAAAUUUAAUCUUCACCAUGAGCGCACUCUCGGAAGUACAACGAAUUAAGCUCUCUCAAUCUAAACGAGAAUUCAUCCAAAUGUGUUCAUUCAAUGAGAAAGAAUGCGAUAUUGAUGCUGAUUUCAAACUGCACGUUGAUCCGGAAUUCGGGAAUUGUUAUACAUUUAAUUGGAAUGUAAGUAAUAAUCGUUCAAGUAGUAAAGCUGGCCCAAUGUAUGGUUAG
Molecule: messenger RNA, 531 nt
Organism: Acanthocheilonema viteae
Lineage: Eukaryota; Metazoa; Nematoda; Chromadorea; Rhabditida; Onchocercidae
Source: the annotation of a GenBank genome assembly